AUGACCUCCCCACCCCACCUCAACUCCGCGAGCGCACCCCAAAUUCGCAACCCACGCCGUCUCCUCAUCCUCUGCCCAAGCUCACACUCAACCUCGACGAUCCCAUCGCUCCUGUACUCCCUAACAGAAACCCCAGUCGCUGAUCCCCCGGCCUCCUUCGCAGGGUACACCACCCACCCUCCCCUCCGCCUCACAAACAAGUACUACACCGCCGAUAUCCCGAUAUGGGUUGACGAGAUCCCCCUCCCUGCGGCGGUGGAUGAACGCGCACACACACAAACACAAAAGCAGACACAAACACAGACAGGGGAUGAAGGGAAAACCUCUCCCUCACCCUCGCCCUCGCCCGCACAAUGGGCAGUCGAGUUCUCAGGCGAAGACGCACGGGUUGUCCGCGACGCGAUAGGGGCGCUGGUGCUCUGUAUUAAGAAUCUGGAGGAUACGAGCGCGAGUUUGCCUGCUGGUACGGGCACGGGCACGGAUACAGGUACAGGUGCAGGUUCACCCGGGUCCGGAGACGACGUGAAAAGGCUCAAGGAGUUUCUUUCUGCGGUUGGCCGGGUCAAGAACGUAAUUGAGGAGGAGCGCGGGGAGGUCGGGGAUGUCCCUGUGCUGCUGGUAUUAGUAGGAGGAGCAAGAGGACAUAAAGAUGCGCGAGUGCGCGGCGAGGACGCCGAUUUGGAGGAGUUGGAUGGUGCGAGCGAUGAACCGUUUUCUGUUGGGUGGUGGGAGGAUCAGCUGUUUGAGAUGGGGAUGGUGGGGGUGGAGGUGCUCGAGUGGGAUCCGAAGGGGGAGGAGGGGGAGGAGCGGAAUGUUUACGGGGAAUACCAGGGUAUGCGGCGCAUUAGGGAGAUCCUCGAGACGCAUGACUGGGCUGCGCCGUCUGAGGAUGCGGAUCCCGGUGGGUUUAGCGACGAUGGUCUCGAGGAGCAUCUUCUGGGACUGGAUCGGGGGGAGAACGGGUUCGAUCUUGAGGUCAACGAGCUGGAACGCGAGAUGCUUGGGCUGCGGAUGGCGAUUGAGCAUGGAGGUGAUGACGGAGAUGAUCACGAUGAGGAUGAGGAAGACGACGACGGACUCAAGGUCGAGUCUUUGGAGGCUUUGAUGAUGCGGAUGCAGGCUAUCAGAGACAUGAGUUCCGAGUUACCGGAGAGUGAGCGCAAGAAAUUUGCUGCCAAAGCUGUACGAGAUAUCAUGAAAGAACUAUAG
Molecule: messenger RNA, 1209 nt
Organism: Aspergillus lentulus
Lineage: Eukaryota; Fungi; Ascomycota; Eurotiomycetes; Eurotiales; Aspergillaceae
Product: adaptin-binding domain-containing protein
Biological process (GO): vesicle-mediated transport
Molecular function (GO): protein-macromolecule adaptor activity
Source: RefSeq, a predicted model, not a curated record